AUGUUGUUACGAAUUUUCAAUCGUUUCCAAACAACAAACCAAUUAUUAUUAUUGGUUUCAAAACGAAAAAUAUCAAUAAAAAUCAAUGAUCAAUCACUGAUCAACAAUGAACAACGAAUUGAUAUUGCCAUAUUUGGUGGCGGUAUUAUUGGAACAUCGAUUGGUUAUUUUAUCAAAGAUAAUGCAUCAAUUAAUUUAGGUGUUACGGUUUUUGAAAAAGAUCCAUGUUACACACGAGCAUCGACAACAUUAUCUGUUGGUGGUAUACGACAACAAUUUUCUUUGCCAGAAAAUAUUCAAAUGUCAUUAUUUACAGCCAAAUUUCUGCAAAAUAUUCAACAAUUAAGUAUUCUAGAUCAACCAAUACCUGAUGUAGCAUAUCAACAAAAAGGUUAUCUAACACUUGCCGAUAGUCAACAGAUGAAAAUAUUGAAAGAGAAUUUUCUUGUUCAAAAAAAAUUCGGCGCAUCAUUAGAUUGGUUAAACAAUGAACAAUUAACCCAAAAAUUCCCAUGGAUAAAUUGUAAUGGCAUUGAUGCAGGUGUAUUUGGUACCAGAAAUGAAGGAUGGUUUGAUCCAUAUCGUUUAUUGAUGGCCAUUAAACAUAAAGCAAAAUUUUUAGGUGUUCAAUUUGUUCAUGCUAAUGUUGUUGGAUUUCAUCAUCAACGUGAUGAUCGAAAAAAAUGUCAAAAAGUUAUUGUACAAUAUCCGGAUGGUAAUCAAAUACAAAUUAAAUUUGAUAUCGGCGUUGUUUGUACUGGUUAUGAUUCAAAACAAUUAGCUAAAUAUCUUGGUUAUGAACAAAGACAAAUUAAUCUGCCAAUUGAACCACGUAAACGUUAUGUUUUUGUUUUUGAUUGUCGAAAUUUCGAUCAAAAUCAAUCAUCAAUUGAUUGUGAAAAUCAUUUUCCAUUUUUAAUCGAUAAAUCAGGUGUUUAUUGUCGUCGUGAAGGACGUAGUAAUUUUAUUUGUGGCCGUUCACCACCGACAUUAGUUGAAGAACCUGAAAUCGAUAAUCUUGAUGUUGAUUAUUCAUAUUUUGAUCAAUUUAUUCAUCCAAUACUGGCUGAACGUAUACCAUGUUUUGAAGCAUUGAAAAUAAAAUCAGCAUGGGCAGGAUUUUAUGAUUAUAAUCAUUUUGAUCAGAAUCCAAUCAUUGGUCGGGAUCCAUUUUAUUCGAAUAUUUAUUGGGCAGCUGGAUUCAGUGGCCAUGGUAUACAAAUGGGUCCGGCAAUCGGUAAUGCAAUGAUGGAAUUAAUAUUAAACAAUCGAUUUGAAACAAUCAAUUUGGAUCGAUUUGGUUGGCCAAGAAUUCUGGAAAAUCGUCCAUUAAAAGAACAAAAUAUUUAUUGAUGAAAAUAUGAAAAUAUUGACAAUUUUGAAAAGACAAACAUAACGAUUUGAA
Messenger RNA from Dermatophagoides pteronyssinus (European house dust mite), 1405 nucleotides. Its product is annotated as FAD-dependent oxidoreductase domain-containing protein 1-like. Gene Ontology annotation, biological process: mitochondrial respiratory chain complex I assembly. Lineage: Eukaryota; Metazoa; Arthropoda; Arachnida; Sarcoptiformes; Pyroglyphidae. Gene Ontology annotation, cellular component: cytoplasm. The record is from RefSeq and is a predicted model, not a curated record.